CUCUCCAUGUCACCCUAAAAAAAAUAUAGUUUUACUUACAAACAUUUCCCUCUUCUCUUCUCUUCUCGUGCCCAUUUGAGUUCUAUAGUAUAGCAGCAGGGAGCUGCUGGUUUUGAUAAUUGGUUUUGGGUUGUUGCACCAAUAUUAUUACGAAAACCCAUAUCAAAUUGAUCAUCAAUGGCGUCUAACAGCCACUCACUGCAGGAACCAUGGCUUCUUGAGCAUGGAAACCUUAAAGGGUUAAGCAAAGAGAUGCGACACGGCCGUACUGCUCAUAACAUGUCCUCCUCUUCUCUUCGCAAGAAAUCUGACCUUACUCUUGUUUCUAAACUCCGCUGUGGAUUGCUUCGUAACCUUUUAGCUAAUCUUCAAGAAGUCAUUUUAGGGACUAAACUUUCUGUUCUUUUUCCUGCUAUCCCUCUCGCUAUUGUUGCUCAGUGCUAUGGCUUUGGAAGACCGUGGAUUUUCGCUUUGAGCUUACUUGGACUCACUCCUCUUGCCGAACGAGUGAGUUUUCUCACAGAGCAAAUUGCUUACUUCACUGGUCCCACAGUUGGAGGGCUGCUAAAUGCAACAUGUGGCAAUGCUACAGAGUUAAUAAUAGCUAUCUUUGCACUAAGCCAGCACAAGAUAGCGGUGGUGAAAUAUUCUCUUCUGGGUUCUAUACUGUCAAACUUGCUUUUGGUUCUUGGGACCUCUCUCUUCUGUGGUGGGAUUGCAAAUCUUGGACAAGAACAAAAAUAUGACAGAAAGCAAGCUGAUGUCAAUACAAUGCUUCUGCUGUUGGGUUUGCUGUGCCACAUGCUGCCAUUGCUGUUUGGAAUUGCUGGAGCCUCCGCUUCUCUUACAGCCGUACCAACACUCGAGCUGUCCAGAGCAAGUAGUCUUGUGAUGCUUGUUGCAUACAUUGCUUACAUUUUCUUUCAACUUGUAACGCAUAGGCAAUUGUUCGAAGCACCAGAGGAAUCCCAGGAUGGUGAUGAAGUUGAAGAAACUCCUGUGAUUGGAUUCUGGAGUGGAAUUGCUUGGCUGGUUGGGAUGACUGCUGUCAUAGCUUUGUUGUCAGAAUAUGUUGUGGGAACAAUUGAGGAUGCUUCCGAUUCUUGGGGCCUUUCAGUCAGCUUUAUUAGCAUUAUCUUGCUACCAAUUGUUGGAAAUGCGGCAGAACAUGCUGGAGCAAUAAUUUUUGCUUUCAAGAACAAGUUGGACAUAUCUCUGGGUGUUGCUUUAGGCUCCGCAACUCAAAUUUCCAUGUUUGUGGUUCCAUUGUGUGUGAUUGUUUCUUGGAUAAUCGGUAUUAAGAUGGAUCUUAAUUUCAACCUCCUUGAGACUGGGACUCUUGCUCUAUCAAUUAUCGCCACAGCCUUCACUCUACAGGAUGGUACUUCUCAUUACUUGAAAGGAUUGUCUCUUUUACUUUGCUACAUCGUAAUUGGAGCAUGCUUCUUCGUCUCCAAAACUCCCCUCAACCAAGGAAAUGUCGUCAAUUUGGGAGUCAAUGCAGCACCUGGAGUCCUCACAGCUUGAUAUAAGCUUGGGCUUCUCAAGGUCAUAAAAUCAAUUUCUUCCUGAACGAGGAUCAUGGGGUUCAAACAUCUGAAGAAAUGUUAUAAAUUGGGAUCCAAAGAUUUUUAUUCUUUCAUUUUGAAUUGCUCGCCUGCCUGCCCGAAAGCAAGCAUUUUGUGUUUUGUUAAUCAGUAUAUUAUCAUGGCUUCAGAGAGAGGUACAAUGGAAGAUUUUUAGUAAAGAAUCAACCCCCAAUUGAUAGCUGCUUUGCAAAGACAGGCUACAGCAUGUCAUUGUGUAUAGAAUAUUAUAGCCUGAGUGUUUUUGUAAAACCGGGUCCGAUUUUCUUUUGCCGAUAUAGGCAAGUGGCAUAUGGCAUUAAGUAUUUUUCUGUAAUCUUGAAGCAAAAUUAUCAAUAAAUUACAUUAGUUUUGUUUGGGUUUGCA
This is a messenger RNA of Ricinus communis (castor bean), 1952 nucleotides long. RefSeq names its product vacuolar cation/proton exchanger 3. The transcript is spliced from 12 exons. Gene Ontology annotation, molecular function: calcium:proton antiporter activity. Gene Ontology annotation, biological process: calcium ion transmembrane transport; intracellular calcium ion homeostasis. Lineage: Eukaryota; Viridiplantae; Streptophyta; Magnoliopsida; Malpighiales; Euphorbiaceae. The coding region runs from base 178 to 1527 and encodes 449 amino acids. Gene Ontology annotation, cellular component: plant-type vacuole membrane. The record is from RefSeq and is a predicted model, not a curated record.